AUGAGUCUGCAUGUGGCGUUUCUCUUGUCAGCGUUGGGCUGCGGUCUCGCUGGAGGACAGCUUGUGUCCAAAUGUGACCUAAUGAAGGCGUUUCAGGACCUGACGGAGGACCCAGCCACCAACAGCCACCAAACCUCCACCGGUAACCAAUUCUCCACUGGCCACCAAACCUCCACCGGCCACCAAUCCUCCACCGGCAACCAAUCCUCCACCAGCCACCAAGCCUCCACUGACAACCAAUCCUCCACUGGCAACCAAUCCUCCACCAGCCACAAAGCCUCAACUGACAACCAAUCCUCCACUGGCAACCAAUCCUCCACCGGCCACCAAUCCUCCACCAGCCACCAAGCCUCCACCAGCCACCAAGCCUCCACUGACAACCAAUCCUCCACUGGCAACCAAUCUCUCCACCAGCCACCAAGCUUCCACAAGCCACCAAGCCUCCACUGGCAACCAAUCCUCCACUGCCGCCACCAUUCCUCCACACUGGCAACCAAUCCUCCACCGGCCACCAAUCCUCCACCAGCCACCAAGCCUCCACCAGCCACCAAUCCUCCACUGGCAACCAAUCCUCCACCAGCCACAAAGCCUCCACUGACAACCAAUCCUCCACUGGCAACCAAUCCUCCACUGGCAACCAAUCCUCCACCAGCCACAAAGCUUCAACUGACAACCAAUCCUCCACUGGCAACCAAUCCUCCACCGGCCACCAAUCCUCCACCAGCCACCAAUCCUCCACUAGCAACCAAACCUCCACCAGCCACCAAUCCUCCACCAUCCACCAAGCCUCCACUGGCAACCAAUCCUCCACCGGCCACCAACCCUCCACUGGCAACCAAUCCUCCACCGGCCACCAAUCCUCCACCAGCCACCAAGCCUCCACUGGCAACCAAUCCUCCACUGGCAACCAAUCCUCCAGCAGCCACCAAUCCUCCACUGGCAACCAAUCCUCCACCAGCCACCAAGCCUCCAGUGACAACCAAUCCUCCAUUGGCAACCAAUCCUCCACCAGCCACCAAACCUCCACCAGCCACCAAUCCUCCACCAGCCACCAAUCCUCCACCAGCCACCAAGCCUCCACUGGCAACCAAUCCUCCACUGGCAACCAAUCCUCCACCAGCCACAAAGCUUCAACUGACAACCAAUCCUCCACUGGCAACCAAUCCUCCACCGGCCACCAAUCCUCCACCAGCCACCAAGCCUCCACCAGCCACCAAGCCUCCACUGGCAACCAAUCCUCCACCGGCCACCAAUCCUCCACUGGCAACCAAUCCUCCACCGGCCACCAAUCCUCCACCAGCCACCAAGCCUCCACUGACAACCAAUCCUCCACUGGCAACCAAUCCUCCACCAGCCACAAAGCCUCAACUGACAACCAAUCCUCCACUGGCAACCAAUCCUCCACCGGCCACCAAGCUUCCACCAGCCACCAAGCCUCCACUGGCAACCAAUCCUCCACCGGCCACCAUUCCUCCACUGGCAACCAAUCCUCCACCGGCCACCAAUCCUCCACCAGCCACCAAGCCUCCACCAGCCACCAAUCCUCCACUGGCAACCAAUCCUCCACCAGCCACAAAGCCUCCACUGACAACCAAUCCUCCACUGGCAACCAAUCCUCCACUGGCAACCAAUCCUCCACCAGCCACAAAGCUUCAACUGACAACCAAUCCUCCACUGGCAACCAAUCCUCCACCGGCCACCAAUCCUCCACCAGCCACCAAUCCUCCACUAGCAACCAAACCUCCACCAGCCACCAAUCCUCCACCAUCCACCAAGCCUCCACUGGCAACCAAUCCUCCACCGGCCACCAACCCUCCACUGGCAACCAAUCCUCCACCGGCCACCAAUCCUCCACCAGCCACCAAGCCUCCACUGGCAACCAAUCCUCCACUGGCAACCAAUCCUCCAGCAGCCACCAAUCCUCCACUGGCAACCAAUCCUCCACCAGCCACCAAGCCUCCAGUGACAACCAAUCCUCCAUUGGCAACCAAUCCUCCACCAGCCACCAAACCUCCACCAGCCACCAAUCCUCCACCAGCCACCAAUCCUCCACCAGCCACCAAGCCUCCACUGGCAACCAAUCCUCCACCGGCCACCAAUCCUCCACUGGCAACCAAUCCUCCACCAGCCACCAAUCCUCCACCAGCCACCAAUCCUCCACUGGCAACUAAUCGUCCACCAGCCACCAAUCCUCCACUGGCAACCAAACCUCCACCAGCCACCAAUCCUCCACCAGCCACCAAGCCUCCACUGGCAACCAAUCCUCCACUGGCAACCAAUCCUCCACCGGCCACCAAUUCUCCACCAGCCACCAAGCCUCCACUGGCAACCAAUCCUCCACCGGAAACCAAUCCUCCACCAGUCACAAAUCCUCCACCAGCCACCAAGCCUCCACUGGCAACCAAUCCUCCACUGGCAACCAAUCCUCCACCAGCCACCAAGCCUCCACUGGCAACCAAUCCCCCACCAGCCACCAAUCCUCCACCGGCCACCAAUCCUCCACUGGCAACUAAUCGUCCACCAGCCACCAAUCCUCCACUGGCAACCAAACCUCCACCAGCCACCAAUCCUCCACCAGCCACCAAGCCUCCACUGGCAACCAAUCCUCCACUGGCAACCAAUCCUCCACCGGCCACCAAUUCUCCACCAGCCACCAAGCCUCCACUGGCAACCAAUCCUCCACCGGAAACCAAUCCUCCACCAGUCACAAAUCCUCCACCAGCCACCAAGCCUCCACUGGCAACCAAUCCUCCACCAGCCACCAAGCCUCCACAGGCAACCAAUCCCCCACCAGCCACCAAGCCUCCACCAGCCACCAAACAAACACAGAACACAAGGCUUCCACAAGACCUUACAACACGCCCCAUCCGGGUGCGACGGUUUGCCCGCCCUCCACCGCCUUCCAGACCUCCACACGUAGUAAGCAACGAGACAGAGGACGAGCCGAUCUGGACGCUCUACGGUCUUUUCCAGCUCAGCAAUUAUCUGGUCUGCAGCGACGGCACGACUCCGUCACCCAACAUCUGUGAGAUGGACUGCAACAACCUUGUUGAUGGAGACAUACACAACGACAUCAGCUGCGUGAUGAAGGUCAUCAGCCAACUUAGUGAAAACGGUUACGGGGCGGCCAACCGUGACGAGUUAAUAAGGAUGAUCAGGCUCAUCUUCCAGCCGGAGUGCAGCAAUAAGAAAGCCUCCGACUACUUCGCUGAAUGCAUGUAGUGCCGUAACUAUCACUGGAAGGAUUAACCUAUACGAGUGGUGG
Molecule: messenger RNA, 3265 nt
Organism: Perca fluviatilis (European perch)
Lineage: Eukaryota; Metazoa; Chordata; Actinopteri; Perciformes; Percidae
Product: proline-rich extensin-like protein EPR1
Exons: 5
Coding region: 1-3222 (1073 amino acids)
Source: RefSeq, a predicted model, not a curated record